AUUUUACUUAGUUGGCCAUUAUUGUAAUUUUGCUAUGACGUCAUAGAGAAAUUUUAGCGUUUGUUUUUGGGAAUUAAUUUUACAUUCAUUUAAAGACUUUGACGACGAAAGAAAAGAUUCUUAUACUCGACGAUGUCUCGAACAGAUAUUAAUAUUAUUUAUGCUCCAUUGAAGCGGAAAAGGGGGUACACAGACUUGACAAAACAAUACGUUAAAAUUGAUAUAGAGACACCUAGCGGAUUUGAUGAAAAGGAAAUUGAUCAAAAUACCACAACAAAAGAAGAUACUUAUGACGUCACCAAAACAAGACGUCAUAGAUUACAUCGUAAGAAGCAAACAACUAAUUUAAGAGAAGGAGGUGAAGUAAUGACGUCAUCUGGAGACAGAGACGCGAAGACGAAAGAUAUUACGUCAUAUUCGGAACAUCACCACGAGGGGACACAUACUGCCUGUCAAAAAAACUCCGGUGAAGGUUUUAAAAUCAAUACAAAAAAAAUAUGA
Messenger RNA from Styela clava, 501 nucleotides. NCBI's taxonomy places the organism in Eukaryota, Metazoa, Chordata, Ascidiacea, Stolidobranchia, Styelidae. The record is from RefSeq and is a predicted model, not a curated record.